Messenger RNA from Frieseomelitta varia, 525 nucleotides. RefSeq lists its product as uncharacterized. Lineage: Eukaryota; Metazoa; Arthropoda; Insecta; Hymenoptera; Apidae. The transcript has 2 exons. Bases 23 to 385 code for a protein of 120 amino acids. The record is from RefSeq and is a predicted model, not a curated record.
UAUAGUGCCCCAACAGUGAAAUAUGCAAUAUACUUCCUACGGUUCUCGAACAUAUCGAUAUUUCUCACGAUCGAUUUUUAAACGGAAAACAUGGCGGAAAGGAGCACACCAUAUUUGUGAAGAAGAAAGUUUUGUCCAGAAGAAUUAUUCAGGAAAAAAGUAUCAACAAUUCUCAGUUAACAUUUCAUGUGAAAUGUGCGACUACAGAGCCAACAGAAAAGUACACAAUACACAUCCUACGAUUCUCGAACAUAUCGAUAUUUCUCAGGAUCAAUUUUUCAACGGAAAGAUGGCGGAAGGAAGCACACCUCGUCUGUGUGACGAAAGAAAGUGUUCUUCAGAAAUAUCACUCAAAAAGAAGUAUCAUUCAGAAAUUCUCAAGUAAAAACUUCAAUCAAUAGUUGUUAGAUUUGUGUUUGUGUUUUGUAUUUUUAAAAUAAAAAGUGAUUUUUUGGCUUUAACUCAAGGUAAAAUUUAACCAAAUAAUUGUCACAUAUAAUUUUCAACAAUUAAAGAAAUAAUGGC